This is a messenger RNA of Coffea eugenioides, 1747 nucleotides long. Its product is annotated as probable serine/threonine-protein kinase PBL7. The record is from RefSeq and is a predicted model, not a curated record. Gene Ontology annotation, biological process: protein phosphorylation. NCBI's taxonomy places the organism in Eukaryota, Viridiplantae, Streptophyta, Magnoliopsida, Gentianales, Rubiaceae. The coding region runs from base 228 to 1400 and encodes 390 amino acids. The transcript has 5 exons. Gene Ontology annotation, molecular function: ATP binding; protein kinase activity.
UGCCUCCACCAUUUCUUUUCCGUUUCAUUCGUUUUAUUAGUCGUUAGAGACGUCGACACAUUUCUUUCCUUCUCUAAGCUAAAACUAAACAAAAGACGCACCACUCCAUUCCUUCGAUUCUUUCGCACUUUUGCUGCCAUCCUGUGCAUAAUAAUUUAUGCAACUCUUUUGAAUUGUUCGGGAAAGGAGUCCGGAUCAAGAGAAAAAACUCUGAGAAAAAACUUUUGAUGGGUUGGUUUCCAUGCUCUGGACAAUCUCAUUCCAAGCUUUCAUCAAAGAAGAAGAGGAAGAUUAAGGACCCACUUCAUCCUAUUCAGCCUUCUCCAGAGAAGUCGAAGGUAAAUGCACCAUUAAAUUCGCAGGUAAACAGCAAGGAUGGAGGGUCCAACCAAAUUGCAGCCAAGACUUUUGCAUUUCGUGAAUUAGCUGCUGCAACUAGAAAUUUUCGGGCAGAUUGUCUUCUUGGAGAAGGAGGAUUUGGUAGAGUAUACAAAGGGCGACUUGAGAACUCCAACCAGAUUGUUGCCAUCAAGCAACUUGAUCGCAAUGGGUUGCAAGGGAAUAGAGAAUUUCUAGUUGAAGUGUUGAUGUUGAGCUUGCUUCACCAUCCCAAUCUUGUUAAUCUUAUUGGUUAUUGUGCUGAUGGAGACCAGAGACUUCUUGUAUAUGAAUACAUGCCGUUGGGGUCCUUAGAGGACCACCUCUAUGAUGCUACACCAGAUAAAAAAUGGCUUGAUUGGAAUACAAGAAUGAAAAUUGCUGCUGGGGCAGCAAAGGGUUUAGAGCAUCUGCAUGAUAAAGCUAGCCCCCCAGUUAUAUAUCGUGAUCUAAAAUGCUCUAACAUUUUGCUUGGUGAGGGUUAUCAUCCAAAGCUAUCUGAUUUUGGUUUGGCUAAGCUUGGGCCUGUUGGUGAUAAUACUCAUGUAUCCACUAGGGUCAUGGGUACCUAUGGGUAUUGCGCACCUGAGUAUGCAAUGACAGGACAACUGACACUGAAAUCAGAUGUUUACAGCUUUGGUGUUGUACUUUUAGAGAUAAUAACUGGAAGGAAAGCAAUUGAGAAUUCCAAAACUGCAGGGGAGCAUAACCUGGUAGCUUGGGCAAGACCCUUGAUCAACGAUCGGAAGAAGUUCUCACAGAUGGCUGAUCCUAUGCUCCAAGGUCAGUAUCCAAUGAGAGGCUUGUACCAGGCACUUUCAGUAGCAGCUAUGUGUGUCCAAGAGCAGCCUAAUAUGCGCCCUGUGAUUGCUGAUGUAGUCACAGCUUUGUCUUACCUUGCUUCACAAAAAUAUAACCCUGCCCAAAGUUCACAAUGGGCUCCAGCCACUCCACCUAGGACAAAAAGAGAGGGUGAGAAGAGAGAACAUGGCGAUAAUGGAUAUGAAAAAAGAUCAAACUAGAUGCAGUAUUGAUAUUUUGCUGUUCUUUGUAACAUCAGAUUUCUGUAACACUACGGGAGAAGGCUGCUCUUAAAAGUAUAUAAUGCUAAUUCUACACGGAUUAAUUAGUGAUGCACCGCAGGUGGCCUAAUGCUUAUGGUGUUGAGAAAACAUGUUUAUUUGAUUUGCUUUUGGGAUGGACUAGGUUAGGCACUGUUUUCUUCAACCAAUAGGCGUUGGGUUCAAUUGUAAUCAAAGCCUUCUUCAAGUUUUUAUAACGCCUACCUUCAACGUUGUAAAACUGACUUGAGAAUGUACUAGUACGGGUAUGUAUGUAUGCACAUAUUCUGUUUUGUUACUGUUUCUUC